Drosophila guanche is the source of this 3424-nucleotide messenger RNA. RefSeq lists its product as uncharacterized. The record is from RefSeq and is a predicted model, not a curated record. The coding region runs from base 142 to 3369 and encodes 1075 amino acids. The transcript has 4 exons. NCBI's taxonomy places the organism in Eukaryota, Metazoa, Arthropoda, Insecta, Diptera, Drosophilidae.
UUUAUAUCAAAAGAAAACUAAUCACAGAUGCAUGUGCAUGAAUCACUCACCAGGCAUUGAUUCCGCGAUCAAACCUAAAGCUUUUGCGAUAGCACAAAAUUUCGCAAUUGUGCCAAUUCAAACGAUUUGAUUGACUAAAAAAUGAGUCAAGUGAGCAUCUUUAAGUUGCCCAACGAGUGCUUCUACACCAUAAUGAAGUACAUCAAAAGGAACUGUGAGCGCGAGAGACCACUUGCCACCGUUGACAUCAAAUAUGAUGAUCUCAUUAGUUUCGCCGCUUGCUGUCAGGCUUUUGGCCUUCUGCUCUGCGAAUGGGAUACGGAUCUAUCUUUCAAGCUUAUGCAGUAUGUGACGCUCAAGACCAGCAACAUUCACAUUGACUUUGAAAAGAUGUAUGCCCGGUUGAAGGAUGCCACAGCAAGGGACAAGGAAGCCCACUGGAGCUCCCUUAGCCACGCGAUCAGAAGCUCAGGCCUGACCGAAGUCGCAUUACGCUACGCUCCCGAAUCAUUCUAUGCAGAUCACAUGGAUGCAUUUAACACCGUGUUGAGUCAACUACAGAAAAAACAAAAUCUAAUAGGGUUAAACAUUAAUGUACCAGCCUACACCCUGGAGGGUCUGGGACGACUUGCAAGCCUCGCGACGCUCCGUUUAAAUAUACGAAUGGAUAUUGAUGAUUUGAUCGAAAUCUGCCGCUGUAAUAAGAACCUGCGCGUUUUGGAGUACAUGAACAAUGAGACAGGUGGAAAGAGGCUGGCUGGUAUCGCCCCGCACUGCCAGCAGUUGGAAGAACUCACCUUCAAAAUGAGACCCGACUGCGAUGCAAGGGAGUACAGGAAUUUCGCCGAAAUUCCCAAGCUGCAACACUUAACGAUUUUGGGGGUGCACGAGAAGGGCACUCUACAGCCACUGCUGGAGGGAUUUGCCUGCAAUCAGAGCACGAUCCUCAACAGAUUGUUUGUUGUCAAUGCAACAUUGGAUCAAAAUGAAACGCAGGCAAUGGUCCAGAUUGAAACAUUAACUCAAGUGAAGUGUGGAUUUGACGAUACCCAGAGCAUUGGGCUCUUGUCUCAACUGAGUCAUCUCGACUGCUUGCAAAUCCAAUCUAAACAGGAGUUUGGCACAAUUUGCGAGCAUAUUCUGAGCAUUCUAAUGAAGUCAAAGGUGAAUAUAAAUAUUGAUCUACUCAAUUGGUCAAUAUCAUACGGAGAAAGUGGGGAGCUUUCGAUUCGGAUGACGGAUGUGAAUGCGAAUCCCACCGACUGCAGUCCACUUUCGUCGCUGCCUGCUUUGACUUCCUACCAAAUUCACGGACUGCCUCGUAUUGGUUUACUUCAGCCGAUUCUCAAUGGAUUGGCACUCAGGCAAGCACCCACUCUGACCGACUUGUUGUUGAAAAAUAUAACGGCAGAGGAGAUCGCAACAGUGUCUGAGAUAGCAUCCUUGAGCAGAUUAAAGUGUGGAUUUGCCGGAACACAAAACAUUGAGCUGCUGGCGCGGUUACCCGUGCUUAAAAAAUUAACGAUUUUGUGUGUGCCAUGCCUAGGAUCCCUCCGGGGCCUUCUGGCUGCUCUGGUCUCGCGCCCGUCACAGACACUCCGAAAGUUUUGUCUAUCAAACGGAAAACUUGAUGGCGGGGAGGCAAAGGCAUUGGUCCGCCUGAGAUCUUUGCGCAUUUUGAAAUGUCAAUUCGCCGAUCCUGUGGACAUACAGCUCCUGUCCCAACUCCCCGAACUCAAUCAUCUUUAUCUGAAUACGAAUGAAAUGUUCAGCAAGAUAUCGCCUGGUGUCCUGACAGUUUUAAAUGGCUGCAAAAAGUUAUCUAAAAUUCACAUAAAUUGUAGUCCAAACCUGUUCCUUCAUGUGGACAUGAAAUCGUCUGAAAUUCUCGUAGAAUUCCUGGAGGCAUGUCGACGCACAAUUAAAAUCGAGAUCAACGGCAAGAGCAUAACGUUCAAUGGGAUGGAGAAUACAUUGCACCUAGAAAUGGAUUUCUUUAACCGAUAUAAUCUCGCGAUAGAGCCUUUAUCCCGCCUUGAGUCCGUGAACCGUAUGGAAAUAGAAGGAUACCAUAAAGCUGGAUCAUUGAGACAGUUCUUUGCCUAUCUAGCGAUGAGAAUAAAUCACAAUCUGCAGAGUCUGUCGAUGUCCGGCUGCCCGAUUGACUUUACUGAGACGACGGAGUUGGCCAAGAUUACUUCAUUGACGAGCUUCGAGGGCAGCCUCUGCAAUGAAGAGAGCUUCCAGCACUUACUUCACUUAAGCCAUUUCAAUGUAGCAGAAACAGAGGACUUUGGCAGCAACAUCGUUUUCCAUAGGAGCACUGGCAGAUUGACUUUGAUGAAUCGCGUUUACUAUGGCAAAGAGAUUGUUCAGAAUUCUCCAGCUAUUUUGCAGAACUUGCGGGACGUGAAUAUUCUCGGCUAUACGAAGGAUGAUUCCAUGCAUCAGUUCUUUGACCAGCUGGCCACGUGGCACGGCGACAAUCUGCAGUCACUAACCGUGCUCAAACCCUACGAAAUGAGCAAUGCGGACCUGAGGGAAGUCAGUCGCAUGAAGUCGCUCCGCAUCCUGGACUGCGCUUUAACCCAGUCCAAGGACAUGCAAAUAGAACAGUUGGCUCAACUUCCCAAGCUGGAAGUGCUGGUUGUUCAAUCCCAUCGAAUGGGCUCCCUAAAGAACCUUCUUGAACAGUUGGCCGCCAAGCAGUGCCCCACGCUCGAACAUCUGGCUGUAAGGGCGGCAAGUUUCACGCCCCAAGAGGUGACCCAAGUAGCGGCUAUUACUUCCUUGAAGCGACUCGAGUGCGUGGGUCUCGAUACAUUGAGCAUUGAAGGCUUGGCCGAGUCUGCGCAGCUUGAAGAGUUGGCCAUCUCCUCUGGCCCCGAAAGGGGUUCUCUGAAAAGUCUCUUCCGGGCACUUUCACUGAAGGCUACACCCCAAUUAAAGAAUUUGAUUUUAGAGGACACUUCCAUUGACCUUGAAGAGGCUCGCCACCUCGGGCAGAUUGAUUCAAUCACAAAUCUACAGUGUGGCUUUAAAAACGAAGAAAGCUUCGCCCUUCUGGCCAGCAUGACAAAUCUUGAGAGUCUGAAAAUCACUUCGGAACAUGAAUUUUCACAUAUUUCCGAGCAUCUGCUUGACAUCUUUCGCAGUUGUCGCAAACUUAAGACUUUUGAUUUGGGAGAUACAAACUGCAAUCUCUGCCAUGAGUUUCUGAAAAGUUCUUCUGAGAUACUGAAAUCGGUGAGAAAUCUUUCAACUCAAGGUCCAUUGGUAUUAUGGAUUUCCGUAUCAUCUUAUGCAAUAAGCAAUAAGAUAAAAGCCAUCGAUAGAAAGUAUUUAAUUGUUAAGAAGAAAUUUUGUUGAUUAUUUUGAGGACUACUAAGAAAGUGAUUGCCAUAAAAUGUUUUGUAAGUUCAUU